AGGCUCAGGACCUCCGAGAGCGUUCUCUUCAGCGCGCACGCGCACGCACACGCCCUCCUCCCCCGCGGGCCAUGAUGUCCCUGCUCUCCGCGGCUCGCGCCGACCGGGCCGCCGCCAGCUCCGCGCCCGCGGGGAUGCCGGAGAUCGAGUACCCUUCUCCGCUGUCCGCGCUGCCGGACGAGCCGCUGCCCUUCUUGGUCAAGAACACGUUUGUGGUCCCGGCGCACCUCGAGCCCUCCUCGCUGCUGGGCUCCUCGGCCUUCGCGCCGCGCGCGGCGCGCUCGUGCCCGGGCAGCGGGUGCGCGGGCGGCCGCGGCCCCGGCGGCCGCCGCGGGGAGGAGGAGGAGGAGCCCGCCUCCUCCUCCGCGUCCAGGAGCACCUCCGCCGGCGCCUCCACGCGCGCCAGCUCGGCGGCCCCCGCGGCGCUGCCGGAGCUCGCCUACGCCGCGCCCGAGUUCUCCGUGCGCAACACGUUCAUCGACACCGUGGCCGGCCGGCUGUCCUCGAUGGUGGACGAGGCGCUGGCGGAGCGCAGGGCCCGGUCCUGCCCCUCCAGCGGCCUCGGCCUGCCGGGCGCCUGGGUGGCCCUGUCCGAGGUGGCGGCCCGGCUCGAGGCCCACGGCGGCGACGACGAGGAGGACGACUUCGUCCCGACGCCGGCCGUCUGCUCGCAGCGCGCCGCGGAGGAGGACGAGGACGGCGUCCUGCCCGCGCCCGCCGCGUUCAUGUCGCGCGCCGAGGACGAGGCCUGGGGCUCGCCCGUGGCGCUGGCGCGCUGGGCGCCCCUCUCCUUCAUGCCGCCGCCGCCGGUGGCGCCGCCCCCGGCCGCGCUGAUGGCCGAGGCCGCGGCGGCGCCCUCUGCCCCCGCCCACGCGCCGCUGGGCUCGCCCGAGUGCCCCACCGUCGGCUCGGCGCUCCACUGCCAGGGGGCGUGCAGGCCGUGCGCCCACGCGUUCACCAAGGGCUGUGCCAACGGGGUCGGCUGCCAGUUUUGCCACCUGUGUGAGCCGGGCGAGCUCAAGCGUCGCCAGAGGGAGCGCCGCAUCCAGCUGGCUCGGCAGAGGCCGUCGGAGCCGCGCGCCGAGGCUGGCAGCAGCGCGAGGGGCCGUCGCGGUGGCAAGAGGGCCUGAGGAGUUCCGCCGCCAGCGAGCCAUACGCGCCCGCGGGCGUGGUGAUUCCAGAGGUGCCCUCGCUCCAAGGGUCCCCGUGUGCUUCCCGAGAUGCCUGCAGAGAGACCCACUCAGCCAAGGUUGAGCCCACACCUCGCCGGGUCAGGAGAACCCGGCGGUGGCAGACAGAUCUGAUUUUUGUGACCAGGCUCACAGUGUCGGUCGCUGCACCUGUGCGUUUUUAUCCAUCCUGACAUCUGCCUUGCGAGAGUGCGGCCUAUCUAUGGGAGCCGUCGUUUGUACAGCCACUGCCUUUCUCGAAUUGCUUGCGGCCCAUCCCGCCACCGUGCCUGGGCUGUUGUCGGCCACGCGUAGGGGGGCGGUAGGGGGAGGGAGGAAGGCUAGUUCGAAGCACCCCUGCUUCUAAGAAGCCUUUCCCCCCCUCCCCCCCCUGUGCGCUCCGCCAAUGUUGGCCAUAAACUUCUGGGAUGAUCGAUCGUUUGGGCCUUAGGUCGUUUUCACUAAACCACGUUUUACUAAAGGGGGUCUGUCCAUCCUCGAGGUUGAGCAGGAAACCCGGGGACACUCCACAUCGUGCCAUAGUAGGGGCACGAUGGCGGAUUUCUUCUCAGGGGUAGAGAUCGCAUCACAGUCGGCAGAGUGUAGCUAAGACGCGCUCUGUUAUCGUGACUCGGUUUCUCAGCCGGCGCUGGCCGAAAAGAAGGCAAUUGAGUUUACUGAUUGACAUGGAUCACCAAUCGCAAUCGGUCGGAGGUGACAGGAUUACUGAAUCGGCGGUUUGCCAUCAGCUCCGUCGCGACCUGUGUGGUGGACCCAUCUGGACACUCGCGUUCGCCUUGCAUGCCUC
Molecule: messenger RNA, 1977 nt
Organism: Prorocentrum cordatum
Lineage: Eukaryota; Dinophyceae; Prorocentrales; Prorocentraceae
Source: the annotation of a GenBank genome assembly